This is a messenger RNA of Dunckerocampus dactyliophorus (ringed pipefish), 7280 nucleotides long. RefSeq names its product gastrula zinc finger protein XlCGF57.1-like. Bases 5137 to 6957 code for a protein of 606 amino acids. The transcript has 4 exons. NCBI's taxonomy places the organism in Eukaryota, Metazoa, Chordata, Actinopteri, Syngnathiformes, Syngnathidae. The record is from RefSeq and is a predicted model, not a curated record.
GUGGAGUUCCAAGCUUUAUCUUUCGAUAUACAAAUAUGUGCUUUCAUACCGACUGUAACAGAGUGCGCCUAUUAUUAUUAUUUUUUUAAAAGAAUUUGGUGGAUACGGACGUAUAUUUUCCGUAGCUAUAAAAUGAUGUAAGCUCCUCGUUGCCGUGUGUUUCCCUCCUAUUGUACGUCCCACGCGUUACGUAAGUCCCAAUCCCCUGAUCACGUUGACUAAGAGGAAUAUACUUAAUAGAUUGUACACAGGACGCCAUUCCAAACGCUAACUUUGCCAAAUGAAACAAUCUCGGUGAGCAUUCAGCGACUCCCAGAGGGCAAACUCACCACAUUGAACGGCCGUGUCGCGCAUCUCCGGGCCCUCACUUUGGCAGGACUCGCUGAUCGACGAUGUUUGGCAAUUUUCUUUCCCUCUGCGUGUCGUUUUGAGGACCUCGUUCUCCAUCUUGACCUUGGAUAAUUCCGCCUUUAAUUCGUCGACCAUAGUUUCAAAAAGUUUGGUAGUUUCCGCGACGGUACCCUUCACUAUACCCUCCAUGAAGGAGGUGUACUUGGUCUGGAAGUCGUCUGCCGACAUCGUAGCGCUCUCGUCUUUCUUCACACUUCGUAACGAGGAGCCCGCUUUGGAGCAGUAUUUACAGCUUAGUCCAAAUGCGGCGUCAACGCCAACGUCGUCAACAUGGCUUCCUCAAACCUUCCCCGCUUUGUGAUGGGGAUGCGCGAGUGUUGAACGAGUCGUUCAAUCCUCACUGAAUCAGGACUCACGGGUUCUCAUCUCUGUUACCUCGCUAGAAACUGCUAGCUACAUGAAAAAAGGAAAUCAAGCAACAAAGCGGGAACUUCACGAGCAUGCACUCUGUGAUGGGUGAUUCGAGUGAACCGAGUGCCCGAUUGACGCAGGUUUGCGUGCAUACGCUUGAGUGAAUUGAACACCCGACUCACAUCUGAGAAUUUCUGCACACCUGUGACUAAGUGCCCGAUUCACUUCGGCGAGUGACUCAUAAUAAGUCGAGUCAGUAAAAGGAAUCGAGUUUCCCAUCGCCACUUCGAAGAGACGUGACGUUCGCGAGAGACACGAGUCUUCUGACUGUUUUAACUGACGGAUGAGAACCGAUUCCCGACUGCAUCUAAGAACAGCUCGUCUGAGUUGGUCUCAAAUGUCAAACAAUAUAAUCAAUAACGCUUAAAUUGAUUUUUUUUUGUUUUGUCCCAAAUGACUCACCAAAGUUUUCAGUUUAUUUGCACUAGAGCACCUCUUUUUAAAAUUCAUAUAUAAUUUCCCUUCCUCUGUGUGGUCCAUAGCUUUUUACUGGCCCGCGGCACAUUCUAAACAUAUAAUUUUAACAAGAAAACAAACACACACAAAAAAUAGAAAAAUCUGCAGUAAUUUCACAAGAAUAAAGUUGAAAUAUAAAGAGAAAAAAGUUGUAAUCUAACAAGAAAAGUGUUUAAUUUUAAAGAGAAUAACAUGUUAAUAUUAUGAAAAAAAAUAACGUCAUUUUAUUAGCAUAAAGCUGAAAUAUUAUAGAAAAAAGAGGUUAUUUAAAAAAAAGAAGUCAUAAUACUAUAAGAAACAAACAAAACCAGCAAAGUUGUAAUUUUUGGAAAAUUUUCUGAGAAAAAAGUAUGAUUUUACGAGAAUAAACUCGUAAUGUCAUGAGGAAAAAUAAUGUAAUUUUAGUAGAAAAAAAUGUUAUUUUUUCAAAGUCAUAAUAUUAUGAGAAACAAAACAACGAAUAAUGAGAAUAAUGUUAAAAUAUAGGAAUAAUGUCAUAAUUAUGAGAACAGACUACUAUUAACUACUGUUGUUGUUUAAAGUCGUAAUAUUAUGAGGAACAAAACAAAAUAGAAUUGUAAUUUGGGGGAAAUUAUUGAUUGUUUGUAAUAUGUUGAGAUCACCCUGAACAGUCGUCGCUUUUGAGUGUGACGUCACGGACGCCCCGGCUGACGGAAAACGUCCAUCGAAGAUGAAACGGGACGGUGGUUAGCGAGACGAACCGACAUGAAGCGCCUUCUUGACGGAGUUUAAUGGAGUCAAGUAGAUUCGGAAUGCUGAAAGAGUUGGUGAAGGAGCGACCCAUGGCGGCGGCUGAUGAUAUACUGGCGCUGUUUGAGGAGGAACUUUCUCGAAUGAGAAAGCGCGGCCGCAUGCUGAGACUCAAAUGGUGCCACACAUUAAAGGUACUCCGGUUUCCUCCCACAUUCCAAAAACAUGCAUGUUAGCUUCAUUGGAGACUCUAAAUUGUCCAUAGGUAUGAAUGUGAGUGUGAAUGCUUGGUUGUCUAUAUGUGUCCUGCCAUUGGUUUGCCACCAGUCCAGGGUGUACCAUGCCUCUUGCCCAAAGUCAGCUGGGAUAGGCUCCAGCAUACCCCCAUGACUCUAGUGAGGACAAGCGGCAUAAAAGAUGGAUGGAUUGAUGGAUUUUAUUCACCGAGACAUGACCAACAGCCAGUGAAAAGACAGCCAAGGACACAGCAGGAAGGCGGGACGUAAACAGGAAGCCAAGUCACAACGUCCAGCAGCUGAUUGGUCAUUAAGAAGAACGUCCCACUUUGAAGCAGGAGGACCCCACCCCGUUGAAUAGGAAAAGGCUGGAGAAUGUCUUCUCAGGUCAGAUCUCAUCAAGUUGCCACUGACUGGUUUCUCUGUAAAGACUGAAGACCCCGAAGACGAACCACAAGCAGACGAGCUCUUAGCUCUGCUAUCAGGCAGCGACCACACAAUGUCACGCUCUCCUGAGGAUGAUGACAGUCACCACACCCAUUAAGCUUUGUAAAAAUGAGGACUCACGCUGACAGCAAACACUCUGAAUGCUGUAAAAAAGAAGACGGGUAAAAAAAACCUUUCACCUGCUCAGUUUGUGCGAAAAGCUUUUCUUUUAAGAGUCAUUUCAUUCAACACAUGACAGCACGCAUACGGGAGAAAAACCUUUUAGUUGCUCAGUUUGUGGCGAUACAUUUCCUCAGAGGUUCAGUUUGACUCGACACAUGCGGACGCACACGUGAGAAAAACCUUUUAGUUGCUCUGCUUGUGGCGAACAAUUCUCCUGAGUCACAUAUGGAAUCACACAUGAAGAUACACACCGGAGAAACACCUUCUUGUUGUUCUCAUAAGAAAAGUUUCACACUCCACUUUGGAGCAGGAGGAUCCCCAGCUCGCCACGUUGCCACUGACUGGUGUCUCUGUGAAGACUGAAGACCAUGAAGACAAACCACCUGAGUCCUCACGUUGGUUGUGUCCUUCAGACGUCUUGCAGAUGAUUGGUUGUCAAAAAGAACUUCUCCCUCGGUCGUAGGGCUUGGGCUCCGCAGGAGACUCAAGUAAAGACCACCGGAGCUGCUGUGUUUGACUCGUUUUAUCUUCAGUCUCGAACAUCAUACUGUAUAUGGGAUCACACACGAGAACGCACGUAGGAGAAAAAACAUGAUGUGAUACCAGCUUCCCUCAUGAGUUCCGAGUUAGUGUGUCACUGAGGAUAGCAUCUACAUCCGGGGUCUCCAAAGUGUGGCCUGGGGGCUAUUUCCUAUUUUUUUCAUUGGUAAAAGUUGUUCCCAUGAGAACAUUUUGACAGCACACGGAGAAUAAACGUUCUGUUCUCCAGUUGGUGCUCAAAGAUUGUCAAGUCAGGGAUGUGUAAUGUCACACGCGGGGACAUCCUGCAGGUAUCUGGCCUCACUGUACUGGGGCCUCACUUAUAAAGCUUGCAUACGCACAAAACGCACAUAAGUUGCCGUACGCCGUUUUCCACACACAAUACGGUGCCUAUAAAAACACAACACACAACUUUUGGAGACAUGGCAAAAAGACCACGCGCAUUCGAAGCGCCAGUAACGAUGUAUCCAUCACUGCAUGGAAACGUCACGCUGUUAUUGACUUGAACAUUUGUGGAAAGUGUUGCUAUUUGACAUGGCACCAAUGGAUAUCAUUUAUCACAAACACCGUUACGCACCAGCGUAUAGCAUCCCCACUAAAAGAUACAUGAAAAACACAACGCAGCGCUUCAAUACUUCAUCAUUUUAUGUUAUAAUCAUGAUAAUGUGUUGCAUUCAUAUUGAUGAUAACAAGUCAAUGAAAUCGUUCUACAGGGUUUAACUUUACAAGACACAGGGCUAAUAUGUCCUCAGUGUUCUGUUUCUUGCUAUUUUUCCGACAAUUUAUCGAAAAAAUAACAGUUUUUGGUUGCAUAUGUCAAGUAUGUCAUCAGUAGCAACAUUUAUUUACCAUGCACAGCCUUUAUUCGUGUGGACGGGUGUCAGGGCCGUGUGCGUAAAUAACACACAACAUUAGUUCCUCAUCAAAUAAUGAUGAUAUAGCUCAUAGUUUGAUGGCGUUAAUGUCAUCAUGAAGUUAAAUAUUUUUUAACCAUCCGUCUGGAAUCACAGCAAUUUAUUUUCCACACAAGUUCAUUCCCGUUUUGAGUCAUUGUGUCCACUUUUAAAUGAAAUAUUUGGAAAGCUUAUGUUCAUCUAAAAUGUGCUAGAAAUUAGGAAAAAUGUAGAAAUGUGCUCACUAAAAAUGGAAAUGUGUGAAUGAAAACUGACGCUAUAGACGGCAGACUCGCUCAUCUUCCUCUUGUUGGUAAUGCCACUGCUGUGUUCUCCAAAUAUGGUGUUUUUACGGGCCUCCAGCUCUCCAGCUAAGAUUUCCACCGCAGUUUCGGUGAAGUUCUGUUUCUUCGUCUUCUCAGCAGCCGUGAUUCAGAAGAACUGAGCGAAAUGCAAUCAGGGUUCGUUCAUAGGCAGCAAAUUGCGUGAAUGUGUGGGUAUGCCACUUUUUUUUAGGUCUGAAUGUUUUUGUCUGCACGCACAUUUUGGAUUUCCAGUCAGAUUUCCAUGCACAGUUUUAUAGGUGAGGGCCCUGGUUCGCAUGGCUACGCCUUUCAGACACGCAUAUGCGACUGGCAGGAUCAACCAGGUAGACUCGUCAUGGGGUGACGGAUGAUUGAGAAGAAGAAGAAGGUCCCCCUCAGCCACAGCUCCACUUUGAAGCAGGAGGAUCCUCAGCCCCAUGAUAAUCUACAUGCACCGUCACGAGUUUACAUAUUUUGCUUCCGAUCUGGUCUUGAGUCGUUUUCAAUGCCGCAAGGUGGCAGCAGCGUGACGCCACGGAUGCUCUAGCUCCCGUAAAACCAUCGAUGAAGAAAAAGGCGGAAGUCAGCAACGCUUCAGGACAGACAAAAGAGCGAACGAGACGACGACGUGUGAGCGAGUUUUUUUUAAGGAAUAAGACGUUGAAAAUGUUGAAAAAUCUGAUAAGGGAGAGGCUAAUGGCGGCGGCCGAUGAAAUAUUCGGGAUGCUUGAAAGAACAAUCGCGUCGUACGAGGAGGAACUUUCUCGAACGAGAGAGGAGAAUGAGCGACGACGACGGCAACUUGACGCGGUUUGCGAGACCGGAAUUGGGCCGCCAAUCACAGACACCCGGCAGCUGGUCGCUUGUCAAGAAGAACGUCCACCUCGGCAGCAGGGGGCGGGUUCCGCUUUGAAGCACGAGGAACCCCAGCCCCCACAUGUUAAAGAAGAAGAGGAGGAAGUCUGGACCACUCAGGAGGGAGCGUGCCCCCUCGGGCCGGAGGAGGCUGAUCUGACUGUUGUCUCUGUGAAGGUCGAAGACGACAGUGAGGAGGAGGAAGCAGGCAACCUCUUGGCUCCGCUGUCAGAUCGUGAGGCUGAAGACGGGGCUGAAGGAGCUCUGAGCAGCGAUGCAGACGGCAAAAGCGAUGCGAGGACUCACGCUGUCGACACACCGUCCGAGCACGGCGAUCAGGAGGCCAUUAAAGAACGUUUGACCUGCUCGCUGUGCGCGAAAAGCUUCGCUAAAAAGAGCCAUUUGAAGGAGCACGCGCGGACGCACACUGGAGAAAAACCAUUCAGUUGCGCAGUCUGCGGCGACAAAUUUGCUCAGAGGUCUACUUUGAACGCACACAUGAGAACGCACACAGGAGAAAAACCCUUUAAAUGCGCUGUUUGUGACAAAAGAUUCUCGUACCGGUCAACUAUGGUGUCACACACGAUAACACAUACAGGAGAGAAGCCCUUCCCAUGUUUGGUCUGCACGAAAAGCUUUUCGUACAAAGGCAAUUUGAGUGCGCACAUGCAGACGCACAAAGCGGAGAAACCCUUUAGGUGCUUGGUUUGCGAGAAGAGGUUUUCUUAUAAAAGUAAUUUGAACGCGCACAUGCAGACGCACAAAUCAGAAAAACCCUUUAGGUGCUCGUUUUGCGGUAAAGGAUUUUCUCAGAACGCAACUUUGGUGUCGCACGUGAGAAUACACACAGGGGAAAAACCCUUCGGCUGCUCAGUUUGCGAGAAAAGAUUCUCUCAGAAUGCAACACUGGUGUCGCACAUGAGGACGCACACGGGGGAAAAACCCUUUAGCUGCACGACUUGUGGCGAAAGCUUUUCGAACAGAUCCAACCUGACGCAACACAUGCAGACGCACAAAGCGGAAAAAACCUUCAGCUGUUCAGUUUGCGACAAGAGCUUUUCGUACAAUAGCACUUUGUACGCACACAUGCAGACGCACAACACGGAAAAACCCUUUAGGUGUUCGCUUUGUGGUAAAAGAUUCACUCAAAAGGUGCACAUGGAGUCCCACAUGAGAACACACACGGGAGAAAAACCCUUUAGAUGCUCAGUUUGCGGGAAAAGAUUCUCUCACAACACGACUCUGGUGUCCCACAUGAGGACGCACACAGGAGAAAAACCUUACAGUUGCUCAGUUUGCGGCGAUACAUUUUCUUACAGGUACAGUGUAACUCAGCACAUGCGGACACAUGAAACAGAAAAACCCUUUGGCUGCUCGGUCUGCGGCAAGAGAUUCACCCAGAAAGUGCACAUGGAAUCGCACGAGAGGACACACACGGGUGAAAAGCCCUUCAGCUGCUCAGUUUGUGGUAAAAACUAUUCUUAUAAGAAAACCUUUGCAGCGCACAUGCUGACGCACAACGGAGAAUAGAUGUCGCGCUGAAAGAUGGCCACAUGGCAGAUGUGUAACGUCGCUCAGAAAGGGACGAUACCGCAUUCUCUCAUUACUUCCAAGUCAGUGUGCAAUUGUUUUCAUGGAUUUUUGUGCACUCUGGAGCAAAUAAGACUUUCCAACUGCACGGCUGAUACGCUUCAUGUAACGUCAGAAGGCACUUUCUUUUAGUUUGAGAAUUUAUUCGCACUCUUUGAUAUAAAAACCGUUUGGAUGGCGACCUCUUUGCAGCUCUUCUUUCUUUCUUCCCCAGCUUGAUGGACGCUUUGGGGAAUCGAUCCUUUAUGGCGGUUAACUGGUUC